AUGGAGACCCUUCUUUCCUCUUGUCGCCCGUCUGGCGAGAGCUCUUUUGAAGAAUUGUUUGCCUCUUGCCUUGGCGAUUGGGAGAGGUCUGCUCCAACUUUGAGCUCUGAAGAGCGUACCUGUCUACCCACCUACGAAACCAUUCGUUUUGAUGGACAUAAACCCAUGGAUCAUGGGAAUGCUGGCUUGGACUUUGACAAGGCCUUUGCCGAACUCGAUCCCAAAGACGACCCAGUCCUUGGCCUAGAUACUCUGGGCAAUCUGGAAGAUCUGGCCCUUGAGCAGCUUUACCCCCAGCCACUCACUCCCAUCGUGACUUAUGACACCCCACCGAGCUCUUGCAUGAGCCAGAGUGACACAGUUACUCUGACUGAUAUCUCCAACUUUUCCGAGGACACAGUUCCUCUGACUGAUAUCUCCAACUUUUCCGAGGACACAGUUCCUCUGAAUGAUAUCUCCAACUUUUCCGAGGACACAGACUCGGGCUCUGCCCUUGAAACUGAUACAGCCACCUUCGCUACUUCCGCUCCACUGAACCAAGAUGCUCCACUCUCCUCUACCUCUGUCUUCCAGGGGAAUGCAGAUACUUCACUCAUUUCCGCCUCUGUCUCCCGAAUGAACAAAGGUCCUUCCCACAUCUCUGCCUUGAACAACCAGGCGACCCCAGUCGACCAAGUCGCUCUGAUCGCUCAGCUUGGUCCGCACACCGGACUCAACUUGAAUCACGUCUCCGCAUUCAACCAAGCCAACUUCGGCACUGCUGCUGCUGUCGUGCAAAAUGCUCCAAUUGCUCAUACUCCGUAUACUGGAAUAGAUAUGAACCUUGUCUCCGCAUUCAACCAAGCCAAUUUGGUCAUUCCUGCCCCGGUCGCGCAAGCUGCCCCAGCCAGCUUUGUUCAUCCGGCAACAGGGACUCACAUUAGUCAAACCGACUCUGGCACCUCUGGUUUCCUGCCCGGUCCCGCCAAGCUCUUUACCAUGGAAACUGCCAAACGGCCACCCAAGCAGAAAUCGAAGCGGAUUCCCCAGAACAAGCAGGUUGAUGAGCUCCAUGGAGAUGAGAAGAGGAAAAUAACCUUGACGACCCCGCGUAAAGCGAAGGCAAAGAAAAACCAAGCCCCUAUUACACCUCUUCAAAAGAUUGCAUCUGUGACCCCAAUGACCCCAGUGAAAGGCGUGGUUGGCACGGUCAUCCCGCAGACCCCCGCGCCGCCAAAGACACCUGCCCCACUGAUGACUCCUAUGACCAGAGGAAAUGAGCAGACUGUAUCAAAGGCACCCAUCGCGUACUCCAACCCGCAGCAGCGGCUUCAGAUUCGAGAGAGACAACUUCGUUUUGAAUGGCAGUUACUCCAAGCACAGCGAGCCCACUUAGAGCAGCAGCAGCCUCCCAGUGAUGCACAGCAGCUCCAGAUCUACGAACGGCAGACUCAGCUCCACAACGAUCAGUUGAAUAUAUGCAAACAGAAGAUCAUGCACCACAGAGAGCAAAUGCGUGGAUUCAUGUACCGACAACAAAAUCUACAGCAUUUCCAGGCUGCAGCUGCUCAGCGACCUGCCUACCAAAUGCCUGCAGUCUAUCCUACCCCUCCCAAGGAGCGAGUGCAACCCACGCUGUACCAACCCCAGCAGGUUGCCUUUUCCGCUCCAGCCAUGGGGCAUGCACAAUCCGGUUCCUCUCUUUCCUCUGCCUCGUCCUCUGCUUCGUCUGGCAAGAGGAAGUUCGAAUUUGUGGAGAAUGUCGUUCCUCCCAACUUUGUGGCCAACCCCAAUAACCAUGCCCGCUGGGAUGUUGGCCCUGCUGGGGAACGGAUCUACUUGAACGGGCGUCAGGCCAAGAAGGCCCGGAUUGCACAGAAGUAG
Molecule: messenger RNA, 1863 nt
Organism: Penicillium paradoxum
Lineage: Eukaryota; Fungi; Ascomycota; Eurotiomycetes; Eurotiales; Aspergillaceae
Exons: 2
Coding region: 1-1863 (620 amino acids)
Source: RefSeq, a predicted model, not a curated record